Staurois parvus is the source of this 411-nucleotide messenger RNA. Lineage: Eukaryota; Metazoa; Chordata; Amphibia; Anura; Ranidae. The record is from the annotation of a GenBank genome assembly.
AUGGAUCUAGGGGUGUACCAGCUCCGCAACUUCUCCAUCUCCUUCCUCUCCUCCCUGCUCGGCACAGACACCGCCGCGCCCCUCACACUAGACAGCAGCUCCUCCGGUGCCAGCGUGGUAGCGAUCGACAACAAGAUCGAGCAAGCCAUGGAUUUGGUUAAAAGCCACCUGAUGUAUGCAGUUCGAGAAGAGGUGGAGGUGUUAAAAGAGCAGAUCAAGGAGCUGAUAGAGAAGAACUCCCAGCUGGAACAAGAAAACAAUUUGUUGAAGACCCUGGCAAGUCCAGAGCAGCUUGCCCAGUUCCAGGCGCAGCUCCAGAGCGGCUCCCCUCCCUCUUCAUCCUCACAGCCUGUAACAGGCACCCCAACCCCCGCACAGCCAGCCUCACAAAGCUCCGGACCCUCCGCAUAG